Messenger RNA from Cydia strobilella, 964 nucleotides. RefSeq lists its product as uncharacterized. NCBI's taxonomy places the organism in Eukaryota, Metazoa, Arthropoda, Insecta, Lepidoptera, Tortricidae. The transcript has a single exon. The record is from RefSeq and is a predicted model, not a curated record. Bases 101 to 916 code for a protein of 271 amino acids.
UACUCACGUCAGGUCUGAAGCUGGAGUAACCGACAAGUUCAAUGUGGCGGUAGGUUUACACCAGGGAUCGGCUUUAAGUCCAUAUUUGUUCCUCCUGGUUAUGGAUGCUCUGACAUCGAACAUACAGGAGGAGGCACCCUGGUGUAUGCUGUUUGCCGAUGAAAUUGUUCUUGUCAGAGAUAAUGCACUUGAGGUCCAGAGCAGGCUGGUAAAAUGGCAAGAAAAGCUGGAAAGUGUGGGACUGAAAAUAAGCAGAACCAAAACGGAGCACAUGUUCUGCGAUUUCGGUGGUCUAUCCAGUUUUUCCCAUAUUGCCUUAGAUGGUGUAUCCCUACCAGUCUGCCCCGACUUCCGGUACCUUGGGUCAUUGAUCCAGGGCGACGGACGCAUAGACCGUGACGUGAAAAAUAGAAUAAAUGCGGGAUGGAUAAAAUGGCGACAGGUCUCUGGAACAACUUGCGAUCCACGAAUGCCUCUUAAACUUAAGGGGAAAAUUUACAGGACGAUCGUGAGACCUGUUGUAAUGUAUGGAUCAGAAUGCUGGGCGAUGAAAGUGACGGAUGAAAGAAGAGUGCACGCAGCGGAAAUGAGGAUGUUGGGAUGGAUGUGUGGAGUGACGAGAAAGGAUCGGAUUAAGAAUGAGUAUAUUAGGGGAAGUUUGAAAGUAGCACCAGUAACGGAGAAGAUAAGAAGUAGUAGGUUAGCGUGGUAUGGGCAUGUGAUGAGAAGGGAUGAAUGCCAUAUAGGCAAAAGAAUGUUAGAGAUGAAUGUUGAUGGACGGAGAGCGUAUGGUAGACCCAAAAAGCGAUGGAUGGAUUGUGUGAAAGAGGAUAUGAGAAAGAAAGGAGUGAGUGCUGAGGUGACGAAAGAUAGAGGAGAAUGGAAGAGAAAAACAUGUUGUGCCGACCCCACAUAACGUGGGAUAAGGGCAGGAAGAAGAAGAUUAUAGUAAUAUGUCAACUGA